GGAACGGUUCCCUGCAGCGCCCCCCGGGGUCCGCCUCCGCCCGCAGCUCCCCCCGCUCGGCACCGGCUUAGUUUUUUUUUGGUUUUUUUUUUUCUUCCCUUCUUCCCCCCCAUCACCACCACCCCCCAGCCCGGUAUUUCCGGCUGUUUUCCGCAUCGCUUCCGGGGGGAGCUGCCGGCGGGGCGAUGCUGGCGGCGGAGGCUGCAGGCUGCUCGGAGCAGCGCACCGGGGAGCGCUUCAGCGUGCUGACAUGGGAGCAGGUGCAGCGGUUGGACCAGAUCUUGGGCGAGACCGUCCCCAUCCACGGCCGAGGCAACUUCCCGACGCUGUCCGUGAAGCCCCGAACCAUCGUGCAGGUUGUCCGCAGUCGCCUGGAGAAGAAGGGGAUCGUGGUGCACAACGUGAGGCUGAACGGCUCGGCAGCCAGCCACGUGCUGCACCAGGACAGCGGGCUGGGCUACAAAGACCUCGACCUCAUCUUCGGGGUGGAUCUGAAGACGGAAGACGUCUUCCAGCAGGUGAAGGAUGUGGUGAUGGAUUGCCUCCUCGACUUCCUCCCCGAAGGGGUCAACAAAGACAAGAUCACCCCCAUGACCCUGAAGGAAGCCUAUGUGCAGAAGCUGGUGAAGGUGUGCAACGAAACCGACCGCUGGAGCCUCAUCUCGCUGUCCAACAACAGCGGGAAGAACGUGGAGCUCAAAUUCGUGGACUCUCUCAGGAGGCAGUUUGAGUUCAGCGUGGAUUCCUUUCAGAUCAUCCUGGAUUCCCUUCUGCUCUUCGGGGAGUGCUCGGAGAACCCCAUGGCUGAGAACUUCCACCCCACGGUCACCGGGGAGAGCAUGUAUGGGGACUUUGAGGAGGCCAUGGAGCACCUGAGGAGCAGAGUCAUCGCCACCCGGAACCCGGAGGAGAUCAGAGGCGGGGGGCUCCUGAAGUACUGCAACCUCCUGGUGAGGGGCUUCAAACCCAAAUCCGAGGUGGAUAUGAAGGCUCUGCAGCGUUACAUGUGCUCCAGGUUUUUCAUAGACUUUUCUGACAUCGGCGAGCAGCAGAGGAAGCUGGAGUGCUACCUGCAGAGCCACUUCGUGGGCAUGGAGGACAAACGUUAUGACUAUCUGAUGACCCUCCACCGGGUGGUCAAUGAGAGCACGGUCUGCCUCAUGGGACACGAGCGGAGGCAGACCCUGAACCUCAUUGCCACGCUGGCCGUGAGGGUCCUGGCCGAGCAGAACAUCCUCCCCACGGUCACAAAUGUCACCUGCUAUUACCAGCCAGCCCCUUACAUCAGUGAGAUCAACGUCAACUACUACGUGACCCACGUGCAGCCCUUCCUGCCCUGCAACCAAUCCUACCCGACGUGGCUGCCCUGUAACUGAGCUGGGAUGAACUUCGGGGGCUGCCCUCGAGGUAUUCCCUCAUUUUGGGGAGCCAGGAGCGGGGGCGACCUUCCUAGGACUGCAACAAAAGCAAACUUCACUCUCUCCCCCCAGCGUGUGUUGCUGCUGGGGUGGUCAGAGCCAGGCCUGCAGGCUGUGAUGGGCCGCGCAGCGCUGCAGGAGCUCAGAUGGGAAGAUUUAUUGUAGGCAAUGGGGGGUGGGGGGGUGUGAGGGGAGAUUGUAGAGUUCCGGUGAGGUAGAUCUGCACUGCCCUGACAUGGAUCUGAAUCUUUUUUCCUUUUUUUUUCUUUUUUUUUUUUUUAGUGCAGGGGGUGUUAUGGGGUGUGUGCAGACUUGUGGUUUCUGAUGAGAGAAGCCAGAGUGGCUAAUUCCUGUGAACGGACCAAAGAAUCCUGUUUAAGUGCCUGUAACAAUAUAAACACAACUGUACUGUAAA
Messenger RNA from Centrocercus urophasianus (Greater sage-grouse), 1833 nucleotides. RefSeq names its product terminal nucleotidyltransferase 5B (gene TENT5B). Gene Ontology annotation, biological process: mRNA stabilization. Gene Ontology annotation, molecular function: RNA binding; poly(A) RNA polymerase activity. The coding region runs from base 186 to 1376 and encodes 396 amino acids. The record is from RefSeq and is a predicted model, not a curated record. Lineage: Eukaryota; Metazoa; Chordata; Aves; Galliformes; Phasianidae. The transcript has 2 exons.